Molecule: messenger RNA, 2790 nt
Organism: Aspergillus mulundensis
Lineage: Eukaryota; Fungi; Ascomycota; Eurotiomycetes; Eurotiales; Aspergillaceae
Exons: 5
Coding region: 1-2790 (929 amino acids)
Source: RefSeq, a predicted model, not a curated record
AUGUCAAUCAUCGUAGCAUUAUGCGGCAUAAGAGUGCUUAGCGAAGAGGGUUAUAUGAUACCACCCCAGUAUCCCCUCAAUCACGAAGUCUCGAAUGUUCAGUUCUCAGAGGAGUGGCAGGUCCUCGGUCCCUUUCAAUGUGGAACAAGAGAAGCCAUAUGGGGAGCAGAUCCUCUAGAGUACAGGGGUGGAUUCCGAAACCUGUCUUUUGAUGAAAAAGCUGAAUAUGCAAGCCCCCUCUCGACUGACGGAAGGGUGAAAUGGGGCCAGGCCUGGGCCAACGUCACAAAUUCUCAUGCCGGGCAGAGCAGGGCUGAACUGAUGGUGGCCUUCCCGGAAGUAAAUUGGCCAUUCCUCCAGUCCGUCUAUGGAUGGUCUGCGAAGCAGUAUCAGGCUUGGGCUCGCGGCUACCUGUACUUGCAUGGCUCAAACCGCCAAGCAGUUGCGAUCUUCACAGAUGGUAUUUUGGAUUUAUCCAUCGACGGCAAACGACAUUUCGGUGGCGAUUUCUACAGCUACCGCAGGGCGCCUUUGGUAUUGGACAUUACACCUGGGGUGCAUCUCGUCGAACUACGGCUUAUCCGUGAUGUUCGGGCUCUGGGUGGUCAAGGUGAUCCAACGAUCCAUGUGGUGGUCGAAUUGGAAAUACGCUAUGGUACGUUAACUAUCGAUGAGCGAAGCCUUCUGAUACCUGAAGCUACUGAACAAAAACUUGGGAGCUCCUGGGCGUCUAUAAACGUUCAGAACAAUGCGCGCGAAUGGGUAGAGAUACUUUCACUCUACUCUCCUAAUGUUGGUGUCAAUAUCCUGCUUGACUUCUGGAUGCAUGGUGACAGUGCCAUGUACUUAGUUCUCCUUGGUGAUCGAGGCCCCAUUGCACCUUGCACCGUAUCAGACUCGCCCACUGGCCUUUCGAUUCACUGCUGGCAAUCCGUCGAGCUUCGCGUCUCCAUUCGAAGUUCGCUACAGGGUUGGCCAACAGGCGGCAAUCCGAAUUCAUUAUUUCAGUCUCAGAGAAUUACGUAUGCCCACCCGGCGGGCAUCAUUUCCUAUGCUAUUCUACGUCCGCCUCCAUUGCAUUCUCCCUGUGCAUCCAUCAAGACCAACGCGUCUUUGCCCCUAAUCAUAGGGCUCCAUGGUGCCGGUCUUGACGCUGAUAGUGUGCAAGCCCGCGGAAUGCUGGAUGCUGCAUAUGGCAUCUGUGCGUGGAUGCUGUUUCCAAGCGGUGUCACUUCUUGGAGCGGAGAUGACUGGCAUAUAUGGGGUGUUGGUGAUAUCAAAGCUGCUGUCAAAGCGAUCCCUAACUGGAUGAAAGCCGUUGGCUGGAGUGGCCCCGGCGCCUUGGUUGAUGAUUGGAUGGUUAUUGGGCAUUCAAACGGAGGGCAGGGAGUCUGGUAUCUCAUCACCCAUUAUCCGGAUAAUGUUUUCGCCGCUGCCCCUGUAUCAGGGUACACUUCCAUUGAAAGUAAGCCCCCAAAUGCCAUCUAUCCCUGCUCGGGAGCACGUUCUGAUGUUGCAGACUACGUGCCAUAUAACAUGUGGCGGGACUCUGAACCACUGAUCUCUUCCAUCCUUCAUCAAUCGCGAGCGAGUUACAAGCACGAGCUUUUACUGGCGAAUGCUGCAGGCAUCCCAAUAUUGCAACAACACGGCUCACAAGAUACAAAUGUUCCCGCCUAUCAUUCGCGGCUCAUGCAUGCACUGCUCGAAGAAACUGACUGGUUAUCUGAAUACGUUGAAUUACCCAAUGCAGGCCAUUGGUUUGACGGUGUGAUGACAACUCCUCCACUGCUUAAGUUCUAUGAAAGCUCGCUGCACUCGGCCAGAAAUCGGAUACCACCAACGUUCGCUAUAUAUGUCCCACCCUCCGGAGACAUGUCAUCUAAGGGGGGAAUAUUCGUGGACCAGCUUCAGUCCCCCGACAGGCUCGGCCGAUUGCAUGUCACAAUUGACGCCCAACAAAAGAAGUGGCAUCUACAGACGCAGAAUAUUCACCGUUUUCACCUCUCAGCGAAUGCAUGCAAUACCAAACCGCAUAUUGUCCUGGUUCUAGAUGAUAUGAGCACCCACUUUGCAGUUGAUCCAGCCCAGUGUGACUCCACAUGGUAUAUAAGAGGUGCUGACGGUAACUGGAUGCGCUCGAACCAGACUAGCUGGCGGUCCAUGUCCCAAAGAUAUGGGCGCCAGGUAGGUGCGUUGGAUGCUAUUUUGCGCACUAAUGGCCCGUUCACUAUAAACAUAUGCUCGGCCAAUGUCGAGAAAACGGCACUUCAAAUUAGUCGCAACCUUCUACAAUAUUUUGCUGCUGAUUCUCAGAUUAUAAAACGAUGCGAUCCAUUUGACUCGGGCUACCCUGGCAAUGUCAUCACCAUCUCGUUGGGCAAUGAACUUCCGGCUCCAGUGAUAUCGUCAUACCCCCUACGUGUUACUGAUAAUCGCAUAUAUUUACAUAGGUGCUUUCCAGCUCCAAGCAGCAUUUACGCGUCCAUGAAUUUGACUUCUAGCAUCAAUUGCGGCAAAUAUUAUAUCAACCACGAACCUGCCAUGGGUGCCUUGUUUCUCCGUCCUCUCUCCGACGAGAGACUGGAGCUGGUUGUGUGGGGUACUGAUAGGGAUGGGCUUGAGCAAGCUGCGCGCCUUGUGCCGACACUGACCGGAGCUGGCCAGCCAGAAUUUCUAGUCCUUGGUGAAAGUUUCCAAUGGAAGGGUCAUGCGGGACUCCAUGCUGCUGGUCAUUUUGAUAAGUUCUGGCAGAUAUCAGCGGGGUCAUAUAUUGCCAAUGGUAUAUAG